ACGAUGCAGGGGCUGCUCUGCGCCUCUCUGCUCCUCACGGGGCUGGCACGGUUCUGCAGGGCACAGGGCGCUGGGCCAGCAGACACGGCGCCAGACGGCAGGCCUGGAAAAGCAUCAGAGGAGUAUCAGCGGAGAGAGUUCUGUCACUGGCCAUGCAAAUGUCCGCCUCAGAAGCCCAGUUGCCCUCUCGGAGUGAGCUUGGUGAGGGAUGGCUGUGGGUGCUGCCACAUCUGUGCCAAGCAGCCGGGGGCCCUCUGCAACGAAGCUGACCUGUGCGACCCGCACAAGGGGCUGUACUGUGACUACUCUGCAGACAGGCCUAGGUACGAGACCGGAGUGUGUGCAUACCUUGUAGCUGUGGGAUGUGAGUUUAACAGGGUCCAUUAUCAUAAUGGCCAAGUGUUUCAGCCCAACCCCCUGUUUAGCUGCCUCUGUGUGAGCGGGGCCAUCGGGUGUACACCGCUGUUCAUCCCACGGCUGGCUGACCGUCUCUGCUCUGGAGCCACAGGUCGAAAGAAGUCUGAUCAACCCAACUGUGGCCUGGGACCGUUACAACAGCAGCUGUCAGCAAGCUACAAAACCAUGUCAGCUUAUAGGAACCUCCCACUUAUUUGGAAAAGAAAAUGUCUUGUGCAAGCAACAAAGUGGACUCCUUGCUCCAGAACAUGUGGGAUGGGAAUAUCUAAUAGAGUAACCAAUGAAAACAGCAACUGUGAAAUGAGAAAAGAGAGAAGAUUGUGCUAUAUUCAGCCUUGUGACAGGAACAUAUCACAAACAGUAAAGAUUCCCAAAGGAAAAACAUGUCAACCUACAUUCCAACUCUCCAAAGCUGAAAAAUUUGUUUUUUCUGGAUGCUCUAGCACAAAGAGUUACAAACCCAUUUUUUGUGGAAUAUGCGUGGAUAAGAGGUGCUGCAUCCCUAAUAAGUCUAAAAUGAUUACAAUUCAAUUUGAGUGCCCAAAUGAAGGGUCAUUUAAGUGGAAGAUGCUGUGGAUUACAUCUUGUGUGUGUCAGAGGAACUGCAGAGAACCUGGAGAUGUAUUUUCUGAGCUCAAGAUUCUGUAGAAGUAUAAAAGGAGGAAAACUUAGGGUAGUCAAUCAUGUCAUACAGUAAAAGAAUUAGAAU
Messenger RNA from Lepus europaeus (European hare), 1126 nucleotides. It is a transcript of the gene CCN6, whose product is annotated as cellular communication network factor 6. Gene Ontology annotation, biological process: signal transduction; cell adhesion. The record is from RefSeq and is a predicted model, not a curated record. Bases 4 to 1065 code for a protein of 353 amino acids. NCBI's taxonomy places the organism in Eukaryota, Metazoa, Chordata, Mammalia, Lagomorpha, Leporidae. The transcript is spliced from 5 exons. Gene Ontology annotation, cellular component: extracellular matrix; extracellular region. Gene Ontology annotation, molecular function: integrin binding; heparin binding.